Molecule: messenger RNA, 1359 nt
Organism: Hippocampus zosterae (dwarf seahorse)
Lineage: Eukaryota; Metazoa; Chordata; Actinopteri; Syngnathiformes; Syngnathidae
Product: C3a anaphylatoxin chemotactic receptor-like
Exons: 2
Coding region: 1-981 (326 amino acids)
Biological process (GO): positive regulation of cytosolic calcium ion concentration; complement receptor mediated signaling pathway; inflammatory response
Cellular component (GO): plasma membrane
Molecular function (GO): G protein-coupled receptor activity; complement receptor activity
Source: RefSeq, a predicted model, not a curated record
AUGCAUCGUAGGGACACGGCGCCUUCUCUCUUCCUCAACGACUCUGCCAGCGUCUCGGCGGCCAAGACGAGUGCCGAAAGCCACCUGGACGUGGUCGCCGUGGUCCUCAACACGCUCACCAUCGUGCUGGGCAUUCCGGGCAACUCUCUUGUGAUCUGGGUCGUGGGAUGCAAGCCUAAGUCGGCAAACGUCCUCAACGUAUGGCUGAUCAACCUGGCGAUGGCGGACCUCAUCUUCUGCAUCACCCGAAUCUUCUCCCUGGUCAAGAAGCUGUUCCUGGGCCACUGGCCCUUCGGCUUGUUCGUCUGCAAGUUUAACGGCUUCUGCAAGCAAGCCAACAUGUUUGGCUCCGUCUUCAUGCUGGCCGUCAUCAGCGUGGACCGGGCCCUCUGCGUCCGGCUGCCGGUGUUCACCCGGCGCCACCGCACCGUGUGCGCCGCCCGAGUGGUGGCCACGUGCGUGUGGCUGGUGGUCUUGGCCUUCAGCUGGCCCUUCUUCUCCAAACACAGCCUCAUGUGCAACCAGGACAUAGCCAAGUGCCAAAUGAAUAACAAGAACGGCCUCUACGUCGUGCGCUUCCUGUUCGGCUUCCUGCUGCCCUUCCUGGUCAUCCUGGCCUGCUACAUCCUGGCCGGGGUGGGCAUCCACCGCACCCGCUUAUCGGGCAAGGGGCGCGUCCUGGGGGUGCUGGCCCUGCUGGUGGCCACCUUCUUCCUGUGCUGGGCUCCGUACCACGGCCUGCUCAUCCUCAAGAUGGUGGAUAGGAACUGCGCACUGCUCAAGACAUGGAUGCCCCUCGCCAAAGGCGUGGCUUUCAUCAAAAGCGGCAUCAACCCGCUUCUCUACUUCUUUGUGGGGAUGCGGAUGAGGACCCCGGCCAAGAAGUCUCUGGAGGGCCUGUCCAGGAACGCUCUCGCCGACAAUCCUGACGGACAGACAGGACAGUGCAACGGCUUGGGCUUGAGCAAGUCAGAGGUGUGAUGAGCGGAAGAAAUAAAAGUGGAAAGAAAAACGAGACUGUUUGGCUGACUUCAGCGAAAACAGUACUGACUUUGCCCACCGUUAGCCUCGAGGUACAAUAGCAGUUAGCAAGGUGGGCGUGGGCUGCCGUUCCACUUGUCAAAGAAUCCGACAUUUACAUUCAAGCCUACUUCAAAAACCAGAGUACUCCGAGUUUGAAACCUUCAUUUAAAACGGUAACCCUGAUUGGAAACGCUGACCCAAUUUUAAAACCCAAACACUAGUUUAAAAUGGAUUUGAAACCCUAAGCCGAGGGGUGUCCAAACGACAGCCCAGGGCAGCAUUUGCGGCCCAGCAUCCAUUUUUCAGGGGUGGGCGACAUGACCCCCGCCCAAAAAA